UUUUGGCUCAAGCACGCGUGCCCGCUGGCGGGGACUGGGCUAGGCGCCGCGGCUGCCAAGCUGUCGCACAAAUACUUGCUGUGGCUGCACAGGCCUGCUGCGCGCCCGUCGGGAUGGCAGGAAGCGGCGCUGAUGAGGCCGGCGCGCUUCUCUUGGACCCGGCUGGGGCGGCGGCAGGGCCCCUCGAGGACGGGCCUCACUGGGCAGUCGAAGGCCAGACUGUCAGGUUGGAUUGGCCCCACGGGCCAGUCUGGCCUGGCCAAACUGGAUGAUUUGGGUUCUUCGCCAGACUGGAUUCGCGCUGGCUCUCUCGCCAGAUUGCCCCCGUUUGCCAGAUUGGGCCUGCCAGGUUGGCGCCAAAUGGGCUUCGACCACCCAGCCUCAGGACCGCGCUUACGAACCUCAGGAGCGCGGGCGGCAGGAGUCUGGGCCGUACUUGCUCGGGUGCUAUCCGUUCUUCGUCGAUAAAGUCUUGGAGCUGAAGAAGGAAAAGAAGAAGGUAAAACAGGGCUAGGAUCGUGAUAAAUCGCUCCAGAGCGUUCCGGAGCGCUUUCAGAGCGUUCCGGAACGCUCUGGAGCGGCCGCGGCGCCCAAUACAUCCUCCAAACCCGCCGAUUCUCAGAGAUUUCGAGUUAUCCCGAUCCGAUGUUGUCCCGAUCUUAGCGUCGUUUUAGAAGGCCACGCGUGCACACUGCGUUGGCCCUGUCAUGGAUCUGGCACUCUGGUGUCCAGUCAUGCAUGCCCUCGUGAUGUUCUCGUUCAUGGGGCUGGGCCUCCUGAUAGGGAGACAGAGCCAGACACGGGGCAUCCUUGACCUGGCCUACCCAAAAUUGUGGCUUGCGCUGGCUGCUGGCACUUGCUUUGCCUUGAUGUGCCUCGAGGUUCACAUCGCAAAGUAUUCGAGCAUAUGGUACAGCGACAAGGCGCGUGAUCUGUCCAAGAAUAAUGGCCACAUUGGAUGGCCGUGCAUGCCCGUCCAGAUGCUCCAUGGCUUGUUGCGUCAUUGUUGCUCCUCUUGGUCCACGUGGAACAAAUUCCAGGACACGUUGUAUUUCCAUGUCUGGUUUAUUUGGCUCUUUGGGCUAGGCACCGUGACUUUGUACAGCCGGCUUCAGGCGAACGCAUUUUUGGGGGUAUUUAUCUACGGCUACUUUCAUCAGGACAGGUCGGCCGUGGUGGAUUCAGUCUGGAAGGAGACGUUGCGCCAAUCGCGUUUCAUACGUGAUUACUUCCCGCUUUCGGCCAUACUCCUUAUCAUGUUCAUCGCACAGAUCCUCCACUACGCUUUCGGCGUGAUAAGUUACUGGCCCCGCUGCGGGUGGAAGACGACAGACCACAAGCGGUGGCAAGUGGAUCCGACAUGUGAUCGCCAGAAGUGGAUGGCUUGGGGGAGGCGCUUCGAGUUGGAGAUCAAGGGAAUGGAGAACCUCGAGAGAACCAUCACAGGCCCACUCGAGUGGGACUCUUGGAGAGGUAGUUUCAAGGGCGGACUAGUUGAGGUGCAUCGCCCGGCCGGUAAAGCCUCGCUCUCAGGCCCUGCAGGCGGACCUCUGUACCUGUGCAGAGGAGGGCGCCACUACGAGCCAUCCGAGGAAGGCUUCCCAUUCAUCAUAAAGUGGACAAGUAACAGGUUCGCAUACACCACCUUGACAGGUGCAGAGGCAACCUCGUCCACAGUAUUGGACGGAAUCGCAGAGUGCUGCAGCAUGUCUAUCAUGUUGGAAAUGCACAAGUUGGAGCUAAAGGAUUCGGGGAAGGCGAAUGGCUUACUUGCCGAGUACGAGGACUUCAAGAAGGUGCAUGAUGAUGCCCCCACAGAAGAGAUGACAGGUGCACUCAUCCAGGAAGUGCGAACGCUCCUUAACAAUGCUGUCAAUGUCACGCGGUGUGCCUUCUCACGUAUAUUCAUUUAUGGCGUCUGCUUCUGUGGUGUUCAUCUCCACUUCCAGGUCACCUAUACCAACGCACUCUGUUCGGGUACGAAGCAAUGUCCACACGCCCAGCAGGCCCUCUGGCUCGGAAUUGCUUCGGCUCUCGUGUCAAUGUUCUUAGUUCUUGUCAAGGUUGUCGACAUCACCAGGUACUUGUGUACUGUAUUUGAUAUUCUCCGGCGCUAUGGAGAAGUGCUCGACCCCGAUCACGGGAAAGGGCAGUUGCAGUCAAUGUUGAGUCAAAUCACUACCUCCAAACGGAGGCUAAUAGCUUGGUCUGUUUUAAUGGUGCCAGCAUGUUUAGCGUUUGUCUGGAACUUUUUGUGGGUAAGUGCCAAGUGGACUAUGGAUGGUUUUGUUUGUCCGAGCCACAUGUGGAACUUCCCUGCUCUGAUGGAGUCGACGAACCCAGUGAGCGGUUGCGUGGAGCUCAAGGACACAUCCUUCUCGGUGUCAUAGACCCACAACAGAUCUUGUCACAUAUCAUACUAUAACAUAGCAUGGCAUGCCAUAGCUGGCCGAUAGCCGCCCAAUCUGGGUGGUUCCAAUCCAAGUCCAGCAUCGCACUUUACUUCAGCGCAGGCUUCGAAGCCAUGGCCAUUGUCCCCCUCAGCUUGCAAACUUACUGUGGGAGGGGGGCGUGCAAGUGUUCGUUUGGAUGAGCACAAGCUUCUGGAGGUCGCGCGGGAGGCAUUCGCGCAUGAGUACAAGCUCCCUUCGGCUAGCGUCUUGGCUGUUUUUUUGGCAACUUCAGAGGUGCCAUAACCUUGCUCAUGAACCAGUGUUUGAAUUGCAGAUGGUUGACGUUUUCACAUUUUCUGAACCGGGCCAUGUGCGUGGUGUGCUCUGCAUCGCAGCAGUAGCGGUCAGGAGCGGGCUUGUGUGGUUGGAACCACCGCCUCUACCUUGGGCCCAUCAGCGUUGCGUUCUGCACGCGCAUCGCGGAAUUCUCCAGUGAUUCGUCGCCCAGUCUAAUUGAAAAAACAA
This is a messenger RNA of Prorocentrum cordatum, 2918 nucleotides long. The record is from the annotation of a GenBank genome assembly. NCBI's taxonomy places the organism in Eukaryota, Dinophyceae, Prorocentrales, Prorocentraceae.